UCCCACCGAACCUACCACACUCCUCCGCUCGCUCUCCUUCCCACCAUGGAGGCCUUCGCUUCCGCCUCGACCUGGCGCAUGGACUCCCUCCGGACCGCGCUCCCCUCGCUCCGCCCCUCCCCGUCGGCGGCUCUCGGCGGCGCUCCCCGUCCGCGCAAGCAGGCGGCCCGCCGGUUGGGCGCCUCCGCCGCCCCGUUCCUCCGGAGCUCCUUCGUCUCCACGUCAACAUCCGCUUCGUCCUGCGCGUCUCCCGCCCCGGUGUCCGCCGCGGUCUCGGCGUCGCUCGCCUUCUCGUACACCUCCUCUUUCUCCGUGGAAUCAAGCUUUGAGCACCGACUGUUUGGUAUUGAUGUUCGUGGAAGGAUACUGGCAAUGAGGCACGGGAAACGCAUUCCUAGACUCGGGAGACCUGCAGACCAGCGGAAGGCACUUCUACGUGGGCUGACCACACAGCUGCUGAAGCACGGGAGGAUAAAGACCACCAAGCCAAGGGCAAAGGCGAUGAGGAAGUGGGUUGAUAAGAUGAUCACGAUGGCGAAGGAUGGUUCUCUUCACAAGAGGAGACAGGCCCUGGGAUAUAUUUAUGAGAAGAAUAUAGUCCACGCACUGUUUGCUGAGGUUCCAGACAGGUAUGGGGAAAGAAACGGGGGCUACACAAGGAUCAUCCCGACAUUUCCGAGGCGGGGAGACAAUGCACCUAUGGCUUAUAUCGAGCUUGUCUAAGUGAAAAUAUCCUUCUGUGUGCUAGAUAUGUCUCCCGGGGCAUACCCUUGAAAACAAAUCUUAAGAGGACCCAGUUGAUCCAUUGGUGCUUCUCAGGCCGGGUAGUCUGCAAAUUGCCCGUCUUUUUUUCUAAAUAUUAUUUUGUAAAACAAAGUGUAGAUCAUGUGUGGAAUUUUGAGCUCGUCCUACAGUGCAACAUCACGGUGCUAUACUGUUAAUCUGGAAAGUGUUCCCGAGAACGCAAUCUGGUUUCUUCCAA
Lolium rigidum is the source of this 982-nucleotide messenger RNA. RefSeq names its product 50S ribosomal protein L17, chloroplastic-like. NCBI's taxonomy places the organism in Eukaryota, Viridiplantae, Streptophyta, Magnoliopsida, Poales, Poaceae. Gene Ontology annotation, molecular function: structural constituent of ribosome. The coding region runs from base 46 to 723 and encodes 225 amino acids. Gene Ontology annotation, biological process: translation. Gene Ontology annotation, cellular component: cytosolic large ribosomal subunit; ribosome. The record is from RefSeq and is a predicted model, not a curated record. The transcript is spliced from 3 exons.